ACAGAAAAAACGUCAACAAUGGACUUGAAGUCGGCGGUGCCAUUGCUGUAUACUAUGAAGGAGAAUUGGUGGUGGAUAUGUGGGGAGGUUAUAUUGAUAGAGAGGUUCUAAUUCCUUGGAAGAACGAUACCUUAGGCCUCGUAUAUUCAUGUUCCAAAGGGAUCGGCGUUAUACUGUUGGGUAUCUUUGCCGAGAAAGGUUAUAUUGAUUUCCAAGAACGAGUUAGUCACUAUUGGCCCGAAUUUGCUCAGAAUGGAAAAGAAUCUAUUACCGUAGAAAUGUUAAUCAACCACCAGGCAGGUCUUCAUUAUUUAGAGGAGCCAUUGGAGAUGGAAUUAUUUAUUACAGAUUUUGACCAGUUUGCUAGCAAGCUUGCAUUGCAAAAACCUCACUGGACCCCCGGUACUCAGUUUGGGUAUCAUUGUUUUACGUUUGGAAUGUAUGUUGAUGUGUUGUUGCGAAAGGUAGACCCGUUGAAACGUCCAUUAGAACAAAUAUAUCGCGAAGAAUUGUUCAAACCUUAUGAUCUUGAUAUUUUUCAAGGAACUCCUUACUCGGAACAGUAUCGCACUGUAAGUGUCCUCACAGAAAAAUAUUGGUGGGAAGUUGUUGAUUCUUUCUUCGACAUAAUUCCUUAUAUUGCUUCCAGAAUCUUGUUUACACCACACAUUUGUAAGGCUUCAACAGCACUUAUUGGUGGAUAUAUGUUUGGUUACGCUGGAUUUGGAGGCCAAGUGGCCUAUGGUGAAAUGACAAACAGAAUAAGCAUUGCUCACAUUACAAAUCAUUUGAACCCUAUCAUAUCAUUAAAUGACGAACGAUGGUCGUCUAUAAUCACAGCAAUAUAUGAUUCUCUUGGAAAAAUCAAAAAACAUUAAUUAUUUUUAUUACAUUAAAUAUAUUGAUUUUUAUAAAUAAUUUAUUUAUCUUAAAUAUCUAAGUAUAUAAGGGUGACAGAGGUGUUUUGAAGU
Messenger RNA from Octopus bimaculoides (California two-spot octopus), 971 nucleotides. Its product is annotated as beta-lactamase domain-containing protein 2. The record is from RefSeq and is a predicted model, not a curated record. Lineage: Eukaryota; Metazoa; Mollusca; Cephalopoda; Octopoda; Octopodidae.